Molecule: messenger RNA, 1807 nt
Organism: Musca domestica (house fly)
Lineage: Eukaryota; Metazoa; Arthropoda; Insecta; Diptera; Muscidae
Exons: 5
Coding region: 164-1549 (461 amino acids)
Source: RefSeq, a predicted model, not a curated record
UGUUUUUGUGUUGUUGAUAACAGCCCGGUGGGGCCUGCGGGGCCCACUUGAAGCCAAAUCUCCACUAACAAGCAAUUCCUAAUAUCAGUUAGUGGAAAAUUACUUUAGAGUAUAGUCGCCAGUGUUCCAGCUACGUCGUUAGAAGAUUAACAAAUAGACCACAAUGUCCGUUGAUGUCCAUAAAUCUUAUAUUGAUAAGCAUUUAAUACCGGAAAUCCUAAGCAAAUUGGAUAAUGAGGAACUGGUAUCCUAUAAAACAGAACAUUCCAGUGGUUUGGAUGGUUUCAUGUCUGCCCUGUAUAAUAUACAACUUAAGACCAAAUCUAAAGAAGGUGAAAUUGAUCGCUUACUGAUAGCGAAGUUUAUGAGAGGCGAUGUUGAGUUUCGAGAGUCCAGUAAAUCAUACGUCCAAUUUGCCAAUGAAAUAUUUAUCUAUUCCGAUGUGCUGCCGCAAUAUGAAAAACUCUUGAAUGAUUUGAAAAUUACCACACUGAAGAUAACCGAAUUGGCGCCGAGCUGCUAUAAGGCGGCUUUUGGUUAUAUUGAAGGCCUCAGUUCCUCCCCAAAGGAUGAAGAAGCCGCCUUGGUUUUGGAAAAUUUAAAACCUCUGGGCUAUGGCAUGGGCCCACGUCUCAUCUUGGAUCGUGAUCAUUUAUUGGCCAUGUGCAAACCGGUGGCCAAACAUCAUGCCUUCUCCUAUGCGCUGCGUGCCUUAAAUAACAAUCAAUUGGAACGUUUAAAAUCCGGUCUAAAUGUCUUAAAAUUUAUUCCCCUAAGUCCCGAAGAGGCCAAGGGUCACCUGUACACGAUCAUUUAUCGUUUGGGUUUCGAUCGUUUCUAUGAGUAUUUCGAUCGUAUUAUCGAUACAAAUACCUUUGAUAAAAAAUGCGCUAAAGAUUUGAAAUUAAUUGAAAAUUUGCGCAGACUAAAAGAGAAGUAUUUUGAACAACCCACCAAGCUGUUGGAAAAGUUGAGAGUGCAGGUGGAGGAAACCGAGGAGGAUCGGAAAUUUGCUGCCAUUUUGCAUGGGGAUUAUAAUCGCAAUAAUGUCUUGUUCAAAUACAAUGCUGAGGGCAAUGUGGAGGAUGUUAAAAUGAUUGAUUUUCAGGAGGUACGCUAUGGCUCCCCAGUAUUGGAUUUAAGCUUUUUCAUGUAUUUCAAUUCCUCGGCCGAAAGCCGUUAUGAACUCUGGCCUGUUUUGUUGCAAACCUAUCACUCGUAUAUGUAUGAAACAUUGGAAAUGUUAUUAAAAGCCUCAGGCAAAAGUCAGCAGGAAAUUGAGGAUGUCUUAAGCCAUUAUACCUUUGAGAAAUUCCAACGACAUUUUGCGCGUUUUGCUUUUUAUGGUGUCAUCAUUUGUUUCCAUUUUCUACCCUGGAUGCUGUGCAGUGAAGAGGAGUGUUCAGAGUUAUCGGAAUUAUUUGCCAAUGAUUUUACGGGGGAAAGGUUUCGCAAAUUAAGCAUCGAAGCUGGUGGCGAUGAGGUGAAUUUUCAAAUAUUGGCUGCUGUGCGUCAUGCCUCCGAAAUGGGUUACAUGGAUGAUUUGUAGGAGAAGUAGAAUUUAUGAAGUGAUUUUUAAAAUGGAAAUUGUUUUUGAUACACAUAUAUUUCUUUUAUAUACAUAUACUAUAGGUAGACCAUACCUCCAUAUCUUAUGAGACAAUAAAGUAUUAUAUGUGCCCCUUCUAUGUGGAACAAAUCGGAAGAUUUGCAGUAACUGCAUAUUAGCCUUUGAAGAAUUUCCGAAUAUCUUUGUAUUUCAACAUUCAACCAACCAAUAAAGUACAUGGACAGGAUUUAAUCAAAA